Drosophila persimilis is the source of this 366-nucleotide messenger RNA. RefSeq lists its product as uncharacterized. Lineage: Eukaryota; Metazoa; Arthropoda; Insecta; Diptera; Drosophilidae. The transcript has 3 exons. The record is from RefSeq and is a predicted model, not a curated record. The coding region runs from base 1 to 330 and encodes 109 amino acids.
AUGAAAUUGUUAAGACAAAUCUUGUGUGUGAUUUUGCUGUCGGCUUUGGUCUCGUCAGCGGCUCUAGAGAAGGGUGAGCGUGAGGAGGCUCUACACUUCAAUUUUCACACGGAAAACGGUCAUCAGAGGACCGAGGACAUAACCUACACGGUUAGGCCGGAAACGGAUCGGGACGCGAAGGAGAAGGGUACCCCCAAACCCGUGGAGUAUCGUGGCGGCUAUAGCUUCAUCUCAGCGGAUGGCUACGAGUAUCAGGUGCUCUACAAGGCUAAUAAAAAUGGCUUCCAGCCCUAUGUGACGGCGCAUAAGAUCAAAUCGGAUAAGAUCUAAAGACUAAUAUUUCUUUUGUGUUGUGAUAGAUGAUAA